AUGGCGAGAUUUUGGUGGGGUGAUGAGGAUAGUGGGAAGAAGAUUCAUUGGCUCUCUUGGGAGAAAUUAUGUACCUCAAAAGGUGACGGUGGUUUGGGAUUUCGCAAUAUGCAUUUGUUUAAUCUCUCACUUCUUGCUAAGCAGGGAUGGAAGUUAGUGCAUCAGCCUGAUUCUUUUUUAGCGAGGUUGCUGAAGGCUCGUUACUUUCCAAAAAACUCUUUUAUGGCUGCAAAGUUGAAGGCUGGAGAAUCCUACGCAUGGCGUAGUAUCAUGGCAGGAAGGAAGGUGUUGAAAUUGGGGCUUCGGAUGCAGGUGGGUAUAGGGGAGCAGAUUAAUGUCUGGUCAGACCCUUGGAUGCCUAUGCCUUCAUCUUUUUCUCCAUAUUCUUCAAUUAUGGAAGGAACAUAA
Argentina anserina (silverweed cinquefoil) is the source of this 408-nucleotide messenger RNA. RefSeq lists its product as uncharacterized. The record is from RefSeq and is a predicted model, not a curated record. The transcript has a single exon. NCBI's taxonomy places the organism in Eukaryota, Viridiplantae, Streptophyta, Magnoliopsida, Rosales, Rosaceae. Bases 1 to 408 code for a protein of 135 amino acids.